Messenger RNA from Gambusia affinis (western mosquitofish), 2863 nucleotides. RefSeq names its product putative protein MSS51 homolog, mitochondrial. The record is from RefSeq and is a predicted model, not a curated record. The coding region runs from base 294 to 1595 and encodes 433 amino acids. The transcript has 7 exons. NCBI's taxonomy places the organism in Eukaryota, Metazoa, Chordata, Actinopteri, Cyprinodontiformes, Poeciliidae.
UCCUCUUCCUCACUUCAACACAGCAGACACCCACUUGACCUCAGAUGACAGCAGAGCUGCAGCCCACGCUUCUCCCACUCCUGGUGGGUAAAGUCUUCCAGAUCCCUGCAGACACACACCAGCAGGACGUCCCUUUCUCCUGCAGACUGCACCAACGUCAGAGAGGAGCCGGACUCACCUGGAAGGAUCUCGGCUCGUGGUGAACAGAAGGUUUGACGCUGUACAGCUCUCCGUCUCUGUCUGCUCUCUGUCGCCCAUCCUUCAUGUUGAACUGACAGGUCAGUGGACCCAACAUGGCAUCCCAGAGCCCAGUGCUCCCACAGUCCUUCUCUCCGAGGAUGGACAGCGUCUUCUCUGACCAGUCAGGCUUCUAUUCACUCGACUCCAAUGUUCCUGGACUCUCUAAGGUGAUUCUCAACCAGCUCAGCAUGAGGGACUACGGAGAAUACAGGGCUGCUGUGGAGGGAAAGACUAAAGGACUCCGGUUCCGCAACUACAAGGAGAUGUUCCAGAAGAUGGAGGAAACCUUCAAGUUCUGCGCCAGCUGCAACAAACUCCCGGAGCGUCUCGCCGAGGGACAGACCCUGAAGCGCUGUGUGAAGUGUUUGAAUGUGUACUACUGCACAAAGGACUGUCAGAAAACAGACUGGCCUCUUCACAAGAAGGUCUGCAAAAUCCUGCGAUUGGUGGCCAUCGACCGGUUGGUGGAGUGGCUGAUGUUCACUGGAGAUCUUCCAUUCCCAACUGAGCAAUGGUCCAAAGCACCGGCAGAUGUGAAGGGUUGGGACGACUGGCUUCCCAUGCAGGAGGGCCUCACCCAAAGUCUGGACAGAAUCCUGUCCAGUGCCAACAUGGCAGCUCUGUGGAAGAACGCCGGCAGGACCCGACCAGACGAUGACGACCUGAGACAGUCCUUAUGGAGGAUUCAGAGCGAGUUCCUCUCUCGGGUUCUGACCGUUGGAAGGGCGAUUCAACAGUUUGGACUGGACCCGUAUCUGAAGCCGCUCACCGUUCACAUCGUAGGGGCCUCCCACAAUGAGACUAUGGGAGCCAGACUGACUGACUAUGACGAGCUGAGCCACAUGUUUCCUGGACACCAGGGCAUUGAGAUAGUGAUGGUGGGCCCUGAGGUGGUGGACGGCCGCAUCGUGAGACCUCCGCUCAGAGCAUUCGGCCCCAAGGACAAGGUGUACAUCAGUGCCUAUAAGGGCCUCUACCAUCAGUUCUGGGAGGAUGUGGUGGAGAAAGGGGAAGCGUCCAGGCCAGACGUUGUAGUCGGAUUCCACCCAGGUUUCCACGCCAACCAGGGUUUGAUCCAGGGCUGGCUGCCCUCCCUCCUGCUGCUCAGAGACUACAACAUCCCGUCUUUCUUCACUAUGUUCAGUGACACGGAGCUCCAGUAUUCCCUGCAGAUCCUGCUGGAGCUGGAGAUGCACAUCAGAGACAGCGGGCCCAGUCCGUUCAGCUCCCAGAAACCAGAGCAGGUCCAGGCCUGUCCUAACAAACCGCCGGUCUACUGCAACUCCCACUGCGUCUGCUUCCAGGGCCUCCUGCCCCAGGAUGACCUCCAGGAUGACCUCCAGGGUUCCUUUUAAUGACUUUAAUUCACAAUUCCUGUUUUUACUAAAAGCAUCUCAGAACGUGUUCAUUAUUAAUUCCGCUGCCGUCAUUAUUCCUGUGUUUUUCAGUCUGUCUGCGAGCUUAGCGUUAGCUUUCCCCACUCACACCUGCCCUCCUGCUUCUUCCUGAACAUUUUCACUCCUUUUUACCGGGCAGCAGCAGCAGCAGCAGCAGCAGCUAAUCUGAACUCUUCCUCAAUCUGUCCCUCCUCAAGUCUCUCUCAUCAUCCUCCUCCAACAAUAAUAAAUCCCCUGUAUCGCUAAUUCUCCCUCCUUUGCUGCUCCUCAAUCUGCUUCAGCGGUCAAAAAUUGUGUGCUAAACUUAUCAGUUAGUUUGACAAUUUUUUUUUUAAUGGGUUUACACGCUUUUUAGCAUUUGUUAUCAUAGUUCUUGUGACCCACCCGGUCUCAUAUCCGCCCACUUUGCUCGGACUCCGGUUAGCUGAAAUAACGCUAUUUACCGGUAGGCUAUAUACAUUUAGAGAGGAGGGGCGGGCCAAGGAGGACGGAGGAAUUUCAUUGGAUAAACCCAAUGUCCGUCAAUAAAAUCAACCAAUGGACUGUCGCCGUUAAUAAAGAUUAUAUUUCAUGUACUUUUUUUGUUAAAUUAUGAUCAAAAAACUUUGUCCUCUCCUGGACAAAAAGUUCAAACUGAAUGGAGCUUUUUUUUUUUUUUUUGCUGUUCAAAUUGUCAACCCGCCACAGUGGCGGGUGCGUUGGUCCAAUUUCCACGCCACUUCAUACUUUUACCUGCAGUUGGCGGGUGAUAAUUUCCACCGCUGCUGAUUUUCCUUGAUGAUGUGAGCAGCAGUUCCCCCUCUGCUGGCAGCCUGCGGUAAUGCAGCUGCUGGAUAAACGGCUCAUUGCUCCACAUUCAUCAUGAGGCCUAAAUUAUUUCUGUCAUCGCUCGAUGGGUCCCUGUGGUUCGCUCUGCAGUUACAACAAUUACAAAUCUCACAACAGCUGCGUGAAAAUGGAUCACAUAUUAAUAUAACUUCAUCUGAAAGGAUCAAAUUACAAUCACAGGUUUGGUAAUCUCCACUAAUGUACCUUUCAUUAUUAUGCAUUAUUACUUAACUGCAGCAGCCAGCUGUUUUAUUCUUUAUUACUGACUAACUUUUAAUUGCAGAUGUAACUACACUCUUUCAUCCAAAUGACAUUUUAAGUGUUUUAGGUUUUAAAUGAAAUGAAAUGGAAAAAUUGAAACAUGAAAGUGGAAAAUAAAGUAUCUUAUGUUACCUGUG